This is a messenger RNA of Mya arenaria, 781 nucleotides long. Its product is annotated as ctenidin-1-like. The transcript is spliced from 5 exons. The coding region runs from base 112 to 669 and encodes 185 amino acids. The record is from RefSeq and is a predicted model, not a curated record. NCBI's taxonomy places the organism in Eukaryota, Metazoa, Mollusca, Bivalvia, Myida, Myidae.
ACUUAGUGGUAUGAUUAAUCGAAUGACUUGCAGUGUUGGUUUAAGAAAGGUAUAUAAGAAGUUGAAAUUUCGUAGCAAUAUUGAGUGGGGCCGUACACCGACGACGUCACGAUGAAGUUUCUUAUCUCCGUUAUCCUUGGCCUGGCAAUCGCCGCAUCCGUUUGCGAGGCAUGGUGGUGGAGACCUUGUAAGGGAAAACAUUGCAGAUACGGUGGUGGAGGUGGCUAUGGUGGCGGAUAUGGAGGAGGCGGUGGCUUUGGGGGAGGAUAUGGUGGAUACGGAGUUGGCGGUUACGGUGGUGGAGGCGGUUACGGUGGCGGUUACGGAGGCGGUUACGGUGGCGGUUACGGAGGCGGUGGCGGUGGCGGAGGUGGAUACGGAGGUUAUGGAGGUUACAUGGGCGGCUACGGUGGAUACAGUGGUGGUUAUGGAGGAGGAUACGGUGGUGGUUAUGGAGGCGGAUACGGGGGUGGUUUUGGAGGCGGAUACGGGGGUGGUUACGGAGUGGGAGGUUUCGGAGGCGGUGGAUAUGGAUAUGGUGGAGGCCGAAUGGGAGCUUACUGCAAAUGCCGAAAGUGGUGCAGCUGGAAACAGAAAUUUGUUGGUCGUUGCCCAUGGUGCAAGAAGGGCUGCAAACUUGUGCUCUGCUGCAAAAGGAGGUGGCACUAAGCUCGUAGCGACAAGACCUGAUAGUAUCAAGGACAACGACUCGAUGAGCUUUUGCAUAACUAUUGCUGAAAAUAAUAAAAAAAUAAUAAUAAAGCAUCGAAUUUGUAAUGUU